AUGUCCACUGCAGAUCCCCUAACAAAUACAGAGAAAAAGACUAUUAUGGGCCCUCAUGGAAUCAAUCGAGCUGUUCACCGCAUUUCUUUUUCUGAUUGUCAAAAUGGACUAGGAGUUAAAAUUAUUGGAGGUUAUCGGGCACAAACAGCAGAAGAUUAUGGGAUUUUCAUAAAGAGAAUUCUACCUGGAGGGGUUGCUGCUGUAGAUAGCCGUUUGCUCACUGGAGACCUAAUUUUGGAUGUCAAUGGAGAAAACUUAAUUGGAGUAACCAAUGAAAGGGCUGUUGACAUCUUGCGAACAGCAUCAGCGUCUAAUCACAUGUCUCUGCUGGUUGCUAGAGAUGAAGAAGCAAAGAAAGAAUUUCUUGACCUGAUGGAUAAGUAUGGCUCUCACAGUGACACCAACUCUGCAAGGAGUUCUCCAACACAACUAUCAGCUGCAAAAUCUAUAGACAGCCCUUCUUCUGGGUCAUCCUCAAGGUCACAGAGUCCUCAGUUGCAUCCGAAGGAUAAUAUCACCACCAUCAGCAAAAAUAAUUCUGUCCCAGCACCAUCCCCAAAGCUUGCAAAGGAUAGUGCAUUUCAGAUAAUCUCCGUUUGCAAAGGAACGAGCCUAGGUUUGAAUAUUGUAGGAGGAAUUAACAGAAAUGAAGGGCCUUUGGUAUAUAUUCAAGAAAUUAUCCCUGGUGGUGACUGUCAUAAGGAUGGACGACUGAAGCCAGGAGAUCAACUUGUGUCCAUAAACAAAGAGUCAAUGAUUGGUGUCUCCUAUGAAGAGGCAAAAAGUAUAAUCAACCGGACAAAGAUGAGGUUUGAAAAUUUUUGGGAGAUAGCUUUCAUUAGGCAAAAAAAUAUCCCCAGUUAUUCAGAAAAUCUGCAGCGUCCUUCCAGCCUCUUAACGUCUUCCAUAGCAUAUGGAGAGCAACAGGCUGCAAUACUUAGUUCUCUUGCAUCUCCUAACGGGAAGCUUGUUUCAACGCUCACUCCAAAUGCUAUGGAAACAGGAGUAAAGAUGGGAGAGCAAUCUCCAGUUACUUCUCUAGACAGCAGUCCUACUGAUGUGUCUGCCACUGUUCUUGCACCUAGCCAGAAUGAUGAUUAUGAGCUGCAAGGAAGGAACUCUACUGUUCGUCUCAAAGCAGAAAAGCUGGAGAGGGCAUUGAAUUAUCUCGGGAUUCAGCCCACAGAUGAACAGCAGCAAGCCCUAAGGCAGCAACUUCAGAAAGAUUCUAAAGGAACAGUGUCUUUUGGAGAUUUCAUGGAAGUUUCAAGGAGCCUGUUCGCUACGCGUUUGAAUGCAACAGAUGAUGGCCAAAAAUCUGUAACAUUUGGGAUCAAUGAAAUUGCUGGCUUACUGGAUUCCCAGUUUGUAACCUGUGAUUCUUUGGAGGAUGACAUGGAAAGACUUAAGAAAGAAAGAAAUGAAGCUUUAAAAGAAAUGAGUGAAUUAAAGGAAAAAUUGUCUGAAUCUGUGAAUUUACAGAAGCAGUUAACAGAGGAGCUACAAGUAGUAAAGCAAGAAGCCAAGGCAGCGGUAGAAGAGACAAGAGCCCUGCGAAGUAGGAUUCAUCUUGCAGAAGCUGCACAAAGGCAGGCUCGUGGGAUGGAGAUGGACUAUGAAGAAGUAAUUCGCCUGUUAGAAGCUGAAAUUGUAGAGCUGAAGGCUCAGCUCGCUGAUCAUUCUGGCCAAAAUAAAGAUAACAUCCAAGACUUGAGAAAGAGAAUUACAGUGCUCGACUGCCAGCUGCGGAAAUCUGAAUCAGCUAGGAAGACCUUUGAGGUGGCUACUGAAAAAUUGCUACAAUUUGUAGAGGUUGUGCAUGAAAUACUUUCAGAUAACUCUACUUCCUCGACAGUUUUAAGUGACAGAAGAACAACAUUGCCUACUAAAGCACUUCUUGCACGGCUGGGAAGGAUUGGACCUACUGUCACAACAGCGCUUGCCGCAGAAGCCAGAGACCUUGCCAAGUCUGUCCGUGCCAUUUUGGAUGUAGAUUGUCUGCCUUAUGGAUGGGAAGAAGCUUAUACAGCAGAUGGAAUCAAAUACUUUAUCAA
Molecule: messenger RNA, 2054 nt
Organism: Leptosomus discolor (cuckoo roller)
Lineage: Eukaryota; Metazoa; Chordata; Aves; Leptosomiformes; Leptosomidae
Source: RefSeq, a predicted model, not a curated record